AUGGUGGGCCUAGUAGAGCAGUGUUGGGUGGUUGGUCUAAGGUACAGAAUUGACUUUUGUAGCACCAUAUGGACUUUAGAUUCAGGUGGAGCACUGGGCAGAGAUAGCUUCACAGGUGAAGAGGGUGUUUUGGCACGAGUUCAGAGUGAAGAGGCACAAAAGGAGGAGCAACAUCCUAGCACCAGUGCCAGUUUUGCACAGAGCCAGGUGGAGCGAAGUGUGCAAAUGGAGAGAUGUGGCUUUGAGGAGAUCAUGUCAGGUGGAGCAUCAGUUACAACCGACAUAAAUACAUUAAAUAAGCCAGUUGCUUCGGAGAACCCCGCCAUCGCGGAAUACCUCCGUUCACCGAGGGAGAUGAUGGGAAUCCUCAUUCAAAUAGGUUUCUCAGCGGCAACAGCAUUUGGGGUUAUUAAUGGCCAAGAAGGCUUUGUCAGUAUUGACUGUGGAAUGGAUGCGGGCGGUAGCAUCACAGAUAACAUUACCGGGAUCGUGUACCAACCCGAUACCCAAUUCAUAGACACCGGGAUAAACUACGAAAUACCCAAUAGUUAUUUGAUCCCCCACUCCCUUCCACAGUUAGGGACUCUCAGAAGCUUUCCAGAUGGAGUUCGGAAUUGUUACACCAUAAAGCAAGUGAACCAGGGUGAAAAGUACCUGAUAAUAGCUUUCUUCAUGUAUAGUAACUACGACGGUCAAGACAGUGCAAGCAUAGGUAGCCCGCUGCAGUUUGACCUUCAUCUCGGCGUCAAUUACUGGAAAACGGUGAACAUUACCUAUCCAUUCUCCGUCUAUCCGGUCGAGAUCAUUACUGUUGCGAAGGACGAUUAUUUCUCAGUUUGUCUGGUGAAGACCGGGUCCGGAACUCCGUUCAUAUCUUCGCUUGAGUUGAGGCUUAUCGACAGUGUGGAUGUUUACGAGGACGUAAACCAAUCCAAUUCCCUCGGGCUCUCCGGUUUCGAUAGACUCAAUAUUGGGGAAAGUCGUGGCUUAAACAGGUAA
Messenger RNA from Elaeis guineensis (African oil palm), 999 nucleotides. The record is from RefSeq and is a predicted model, not a curated record. NCBI's taxonomy places the organism in Eukaryota, Viridiplantae, Streptophyta, Magnoliopsida, Arecales, Arecaceae.